UAUUUUCUAAGUUAUUCAACUAUAUUAAGGAGUUCUCAAUUCCCUAUGAAUUUAUCAUACUUAAAAUUUAGGCACAUGGAUAAGCACAUGUAAGACAUCACCUCUGUUUCAUUUUUCAAUUCUUUCAUUCUUUUGAUUAAUUUUUUUAUAUAUCUCUUCCCUUUUUCCUUCAACUGAACUUUCAACGUCUGUCAGCUUUCCACAAAACCUUCAAACCAAAUUAAAGAUAAAAAAAAUUCGUUUUUGCCAAAUUUAGUAAACCAGCACUAUCAACUAGGAUUUAAUUCCUUCCUGAAAAUCCUCCUAAUUACUUCAUCAACUUCUUUUUUUCUAUUUUUAGUUAACCUGCCUAGCUCUAAAUAACUAUAAAUAGUCCUACAAACAUCUCUUUUGGUACUCAAAAUCAUUCUUCCCAUUAUAGAAACUAUAGCAAUACAUUGUUUUAAGAAAACUAAUUAAUGGCUUCUUUUACUAGAGCAUUAAGCUCAUUCUUUGCCUUGCUCCUCCUCUUCCUAGCUUUUGUAACAGAAGCUAGGAAUCUUAAUAAAUUAGGAUUUGUUAGAACAAAAGGAGCCCAUUUUGUACUAAAUGGAUCACCAUUUCUCUUCAAUGGUUUCAACUCGUAUUGGCUAAUGCAUGUUGCAGCUGACCCAACUCAGAGAUACAAAGUCUCAGAGGUUUUUCAGGAAGCCUCUGCUGCUAGCCUUUCUGUAUGCAGGACUUGGGCUUUUAGCGAUGGAGGUGAUACUGCAUUGCAAAUAUCUCCUGGAGUCUACGAUGAACGUGUUUUUCAGGGAUUGGAUUUUGUGAUCUCGGAAGCAAAAAAGUAUGGUAUACGUUUAAUAUUGAGCUUCGUGAAUAACUACAAAGAUUUUGGAGGGAGAAAUCAAUAUGCUCAAUGGGGGAGAAAUGCAGGAAUUCAGAUUAACAGUGAUGAUGAUUUUUACACUCAUCCAGUUCUUAAAGAUUAUUACAAAAACCAUGUUAAGAAAGUAGUGACAAGGGUCAAUACCAUGACUGGAAUAGCAUACAGGGAUGACACUACAAUAAUGGCAUGGGAACUUAUGAAUGAGCCUCGUUGCGAUGCUGAUUAUUCUGGAAAAACAGUUCAUGGAUGGGUUCAAGAGAUGGCUAGUUUUGUGAAAUCACUGGACAGAAAACACUUGCUGGAGAUAGGAAUGGAAGGAUUUUAUGGCGACUCAAUGCCUGAAAAAAAGCAAUUUAAUCCUGGUUACCAAGUUGGAACAGAUUUCAUCAGUAGCAAUCUUAUUACGGAGAUCGACUUUGCUACUAUACAUGCAUACACUGACCAAUGGUUGUCAGGACAAAGUGAUGAUGCUCAAGGAGUAUUCAUGCAAAGGUGGAUGACAAGUCAUUGGCAAGAUUCAAGAACCAUAUUAAAAAAGCCAUUGGUGCUUGCUGAAUUUGGAAAAUCUAGCAAAGAUCCAGGAUACAAUCAAAAUGUUAGAGACAGUUUCAUGAGCUCAGUUUACAGAAAUGUGUACAAUUUCGCGAAAGCGGGAGGAACAAUGGCAGGGAGCUUAAUAUGGCAACUGGUGGCACAAGACAUGAGCAACUUUGACGAUGGUUACUCAAUUAUCUUAGCACAAAAUCCUUCAACUGCAGGACUCAUUUCAGGCCAAUCUCAUGCCAUGACAGCUUUGGCUCAUUUGGUUAAUAGCCCCAAUGUUCAUCAUUUUAGCCAGUCAAAUGGAGUUCCUAUCCAUGGCCAUCAUCCAUUAGGUGUUGGACAUCACCCAUUGGGAGUGGGACAUCAUCGUUUUGGUCGAUGAGGUCAUCCAAAUAAAGCAGUUCCAUAAGGGGGUUUGCACAAAUGGCCUUUUUUGGCCACUAUUUAAAUGAUGUCUCCUACUAGUUCUGUGGGCUAUAUUUGUGCAAAUUUAGCUCAUUUAGCUAACGGUGAGAGAAUUUAAAGAGGCCUAAAAAAAGACCAUACGGUGCAAAUAAUCUGUUGCAUGGAAUGCUGUGUGGCUUAAUUAGACGAUUUUUAGGUCCGGUUUACUUUUAAGCUAUCUAGUUUCAACUGUUAUUGUUGCUCUGGUUAAUAUUCCUGAGUACUUCUAUGGUUAAUCUGUAAUAUUGCAACCUAAAACUUUAAUUUGGAACUGCAUUAGCAGAAGUUAAUGUAAUUAAGGUUGAUUAACCUCU
This is a messenger RNA of Nicotiana attenuata, 2169 nucleotides long. RefSeq names its product mannan endo-1,4-beta-mannosidase 5-like. The coding region runs from base 459 to 1793 and encodes 444 amino acids. The record is from RefSeq and is a predicted model, not a curated record. The transcript has 5 exons. NCBI's taxonomy places the organism in Eukaryota, Viridiplantae, Streptophyta, Magnoliopsida, Solanales, Solanaceae. Gene Ontology annotation, molecular function: hydrolase activity, hydrolyzing O-glycosyl compounds.